Messenger RNA from Linum tenue, 2433 nucleotides. The record is from the annotation of a GenBank genome assembly. Lineage: Eukaryota; Viridiplantae; Streptophyta; Magnoliopsida; Malpighiales; Linaceae.
AUGCACUCCACCAAACACCGCCGGAAAGUAGCGCCGGCCAAUGGAGACGCAAACGACAACUCCGCCGAUAAGCAGGACCAGCUCCACCUCUCCGCCGCCAUCUACAACGGCGAGGACCUCGGCCCCUUCGUCCGCAAGGCCUUCACCACCGGCAAGCCCGAGAUCCUCCUCCACAACCUCCGCCACUUCGUCCGCUCCAAGGAGUCCGAGAUCGAGGAAGUCUGCAAGGCUCACUACCAGGACUUCAUCCUCGCCGUCGACGACCUCCGAUCCCUCCUCUCCGACGUCGAUUCCUUGAAAUCCUCCCUCUCCGACUCCAAUUCCAAGCUCCAGUCCGUCGCGGGCCCGCUCCUCACUUACCUCGACUCCUACAUCGAGGCGCAGACCGUGUCUCACAACGUUUACUUGGCCCUCACUCUGAUCGUCUCCUGCAUCAAGCUUAUGGAGCUUUGCUCCAGAGCGAACGAUCAUAUGUCCGCCGGGAAUCUCUACAUGGCGUUGAGGUGCGUGGACGCGAUCGAGACCGAGUUCGUCGAUAAGGCGCCGUCGUCGACUUUGAAGCGGAUGCUGGAGAAGAAGAUCCCGCAGUUACGGUCGCACAUCGAGAGGAAAGUGAGCAAGGAUUUCGGCGAUUGGCUGGUGGAGAUCCGCGUCGUGAGUCGUAAUUUGGGCCAGCUGGCCAUUGGCCAAGCCUCCGCAGCGAGGCAGCGGGAAGAGGAUCUGAGAAUCAAGCAGAGACAGGCGGAAGAGCAGAGCCGGCUCAAUCUGAGAGACUGCGUGUACGCGCUGCAAGAGGAAGAGGACGACGACGACGAUGGGGUGAGCGGCGGGAUGGAUGAUGAUGCUAAGAGUGGAUACAGCAAUGGAGGCAACAGUCUGCUAGGGUUUGACUUGACUCCUCUUUACAGAGCUUAUCACAUACAUCAGACGCUAGGGCUUGAGGACCGAUUCAAGAAGUAUUACUUCGAGAACAGGAAGCUUCAACUGACCUCGGACUUUCAGGUAUCCUCCAUGACUCCAUUUCUCGAGUCGCAUCAAACCUUUUUCGCUCAGAUUGCUGGAUUCUUUAUCGUUGAGGAUAGAGUGUUGAGAACUGGUGGGGGUUUGAUCUCGAGAAUGGAAGUCGAUAAUCUGUGGGAAACUGCUGUGAGUAAGAUGUGUUCCGUGCUAGAGGAUCAGUUCUCCAGGAUGCAAACGGCUAAUCAUCUUCUGUUGAUUAAGGACUAUGUGAGCCUCCUUGGAGUGACACUGCGGAGAUAUGGUUACAUUGUGGAUGCUUUGUUAGAGGUGUUAAGUAAGCACAGGGACAAGUACCACGAGUUACUGCUGUCUGAUUGUCGGAAGCAGAUUGCUGAGGCGCUUGCUGCUGAUAAGUUUGAGCAGAUGUUGAUGAAAAAGGAGUACGAGUACUCCAUGAAUGUGCUUUCUUUCCAGAUACAGAUGUCUGAUAUCGUGCCUGCUUUUCCUUAUGUUGCCCCAUUUUCAUCCACGGUGCCUGAUUGUUGUCGAAUUGUACGGUCUUUCAUUGAAGACUCGGUGAGUUAUAUGUCGUACGGCGGGCAACUUGAUUUCUUUGAUGUGGUUAAGAAGUAUCUGGACCGGCUUUUGAGUGACGUUUUGGAUGGAGCUCUUCUGAAGCUCAUUAACUCCUCGGUUCAUGGGGUUUCCCAGGCUAUGCAGGUUGCAGCCAAUAUGGUUGUGUUAGAACGGGCGUGUGAGUUUUUCUUUCGUCAUGCUGCACAGCUCUCGGGCAUACCAUUAAGAAUGGCUGAGAGGAGUAGGAGGCAGUUUCCAUUGAACAAUGCCCGAGAUGCAGCUGAGGAGAUGCUAUCUGGGUUGCUGAAACAGAAAGUAGAUGGUUUCAUGACAUUGAUUGAGAACGUGAACUGGAUGGCUGAUGAACCAGUACAGAAUGGGAAUGAAUAUGUGAAUGAAGUCAUGAUAUAUUUGGAGACUCUCGUCUCCACUGCACAACAAAUAUUGCCGGGAAACGUCCUGAAAAGGGUUUUGAGAGAUGUUCUUUCUCACAUUUCCGAGAAGAUCGUUGGGGCUCUUGUUGCAGAUUCUGUCAAGAGGUUCACUGUACAGGCUGUUAUGGGGGUGGAAAUUGAUGUGAAGAUAUUGGAAGCUUUUGCAGACAACCAAGCGACCCUGUUCCCCGAAGGGGAUGCAAGUCAGUUGAAAACAGCUCUGGGUGAGGCGAGGCAGUUGGUUAAUUUGCUGUUGAGCAGCCAUCCAGAGAACUUUUUGAAUCCAGUGAUUCGGGAGAGGAGUUACAAUCUGUUGGAUUAUCGGAAAGUGGUCACGAUAUCGGAGAAGUUGAAAGAUCCUGCGGAUAGAUUGUUUGGUACAUUCGGAAGCAGAGGAGCUAGACCCAAUCCAAAGAAGAAAUCCUUGGAUACAUUGAUAAAGAGACUCAAAGAUGUGAGCUGA